Molecule: messenger RNA, 388 nt
Organism: Dermacentor albipictus
Lineage: Eukaryota; Metazoa; Arthropoda; Arachnida; Ixodida; Ixodidae
Source: RefSeq, a predicted model, not a curated record
GUGGGAGGAAGGGAAGGCGAUGAAGCUCGCCACAACACUGGUUCUUUCCUGUAAAGAUCACUUCCUUGGUUUCAACUUGCCAGCGAAGAUUGGCUUGAAUGAGAUGGAUCGAUUGUGCGCCGCAUCGAGGAUAUGCUACUCAUCUCUAGAGAGCAACAAAAAUAGGUCGGCUGCUUAUCAAGACCAACUUUACAACUGCAUGAAACACCUCGGGGAGGCUAUUCUAGCCAUGAACCCGGAAUUAUCAGUGAAGUACAAUUUUCAAUGGGACCAAAUACUCGGAAUGGUUCGCCAAUGCGCUCAACGUCAUUUCCCAAAAGACGUCCGCUACAUGAUGAGAGCGAUGGAAUACGCUAAGGGUUUAUUUUCCGGCUGAUAAAAAAAAAAA